Papaver somniferum (opium poppy) is the source of this 408-nucleotide messenger RNA. RefSeq lists its product as uncharacterized. The record is from RefSeq and is a predicted model, not a curated record. The transcript has 2 exons. Bases 1 to 408 code for a protein of 135 amino acids. Lineage: Eukaryota; Viridiplantae; Streptophyta; Magnoliopsida; Ranunculales; Papaveraceae.
AUGUCGAGCCUCAGUCCCUUACAGAUUAUCUUGAAAGAAAACCAAUUAACCGUCCCAACUAUGUUGAUUGGAAAAGAAACUUGGAUAUUACUCACUGUACAAGAUUACAAGUUUGUUCUUAGUGAGCCAGAACCUAUACUCCCUGAACCUGAAGCCACAGUAGGUGAGCAUGCAAGGUGGAAAAAGGCUAAUGAUAUGGCCAAUCCCGCCAAAGCGGAAGCUACUAAAAAUCUAAUGAACACUAAGAUGCAAGAAGGAACUCCAGUUCGUGAGCACGUCAUUCUCAUGAUAUCUCUGUUUAACGAAUUGGAUACCCUUGGGUCAACUAUCGAUGCUAAUAUGAAAGUUGACAUUGUUCUUAAUUCCCUUCCCAGUUCGUUUGCACAUUUCAAGUUGAAUGUCAAAUGA